AUGCCCAGCCUCACCACACCAACCCCCUCGACCGCUAAGCCUCAGCAUAAGCAGCUUACCUUCUACACGUCUCCGUAUUCUCCUUAUUGCCAUCGUGUGCACAUCGCACUCGAGGAGGCCAAGGUUGCGCCGUCGCUGGUCGAAAUCGACCUGAGGCCAGGCUGCAAACCGGCAUGGUUCACCUCCAGAGUCAACCCCAUGGGCACGGUCCCUGCGUUCACGUAUGGUGGCGCACCCGCUCCGCCUGAUCAGCCGUCCCCUGCUGCCCUGAAGCUCGCAGAAUCUAUCGUCCUGAUCGAGUUCAUCGCCGAUCUCCAUCCUGAGGCGGCCCUCCAUCCCAAAGACCCUGAACUUCUGGCCAGGGCGCGUCUCUUCAUCACCCUCUCCCACGACACUUUGCACCAUGCGUUCAGAGGCUUUUUCUUCCGCGGCGAGCGCAUCGAAUCGAUCCUGCCGUCGUUGGAGGCCUUCCAGGCUCUCCUUGCGCCGUCCGGCUACGCUGUCGGACCGUGGUCGAUGGCGGACGUCGUUGUGGCGCCGAUGAUUGUUCGGUUCAUGCGGCUCGCGGGGUAUGAAAUCGGAAAGUACCCCAUGGGAGAGGGCAAGAGACUCCUGAAGGCGCUCGGGGAGCCCAAGUUCGCUCGGUUCAUGCAAUAUUACCAGAGCCUGUGGGAGAGGCCGAGCGUCAAGACAACGUGGGACGAGCACACGAACGUCAAGAUGUGGAGGAUUCACCCGAACGUUAACCGCAGCACAUCUGCGGUCGGGCAUUGAACGCGCAGGAGUUGAGGAAAUCGUUCUCGCCGUUCUGUCUUUCUUGCGCCACCUACUGCUUUUUUGGACGAUGCGCUACU
Messenger RNA from Trametes versicolor FP-101664 SS1, 854 nucleotides. RefSeq lists its product as uncharacterized. Lineage: Eukaryota; Fungi; Basidiomycota; Agaricomycetes; Polyporales; Polyporaceae. The transcript has 4 exons. Gene Ontology annotation, cellular component: cytoplasm. The record is from RefSeq and is a predicted model, not a curated record. Bases 1 to 774 code for a protein of 257 amino acids.